Messenger RNA from Lachancea meyersii CBS 8951, 795 nucleotides. The record is from the annotation of a GenBank genome assembly. NCBI's taxonomy places the organism in Eukaryota, Fungi, Ascomycota, Saccharomycetes, Saccharomycetales, Saccharomycetaceae.
AUGUUCGCGAUGAGCUCAAAUAUUUCAACUGUUUGUUAUUAUUACAUUAAUUUUACGUAUAGUAAACAUCAAAUAUCUCUUGAAAAUGCUUUCAAAAGCACGACGCCUUCCGUUCUACAAGCCAGCUGUUUCAUACUUCGGCUGCGCACAAUGACGACUUCAAUUUGGAAACCGGAAGACUACGUACCGCAGGAAGUUAAGGAGCUGUUAAGUAGCCCAGAUCAAAAUCAUGUUUUGGCAUUUAUGCAUGUUGUAGAGUUGCUGAAAAUCCAAAAGCGAACAGGAUGGCUGGAUCAUAAUAUAACCCCCUGUGAGAGCAUUGCGGACCACAUGUACCGCAUGGGGAUCACAGCCAUGCUGAUCAAAGAUCCCUCUGUCAACAGAGACAAAUGCGUGCGUAUCGCCAUGGUCCACGACAUUGCUGAAUCACUGGUUGGCGAUAUAACCCCCAACGAUCCGUUGGGAAAGGAGGAAAAGCAUCUGAGAGAGCUUGCCGCCAUCAACUACCUGUGUGACGAGUUGAUCAAACCCUACAACCCUCUGGCCGCCCAAGAAAUUUUGGACGACUGGCUUGCAUACGAAAACAUAAGCUCACUAGAAGCCCGCUACGUCAAGGAUAUCGACAAGUUCGAAAUGCUGGUGCAGUGUUUCGAGUACGAAAAGAGGGUUGGUGGAAAGAGGGAAAUGGAUCAGUUCUGGGGCGCUAUCAAAAGCAUCAAAACCGAGGAGGUGCAAGGCUUGGCUCGCGAUCUUGUCCAGAAGCGCGAGGCUUUCUACGCCAAACUAGAGAACUAA